AUGUCCCAGUCAGCGUCCUUGCAGGAUUCUGCUUUACCCACCAGCCCAACAUCUGGUGGUGUGGUGGGCUAUAACCCCGCCACAGACAUUGCUGCGACAAUGGACGCUGCUCACGGUGCCGUGAUUGCCCCGGCGUCCAUUCCGGUCCGGGGUGGCACGGAUCGUCUUGUUGCUCUGGAGCUCGAGGAUGGCACCAUUUACCAGGGUUACAACUUUGGUGCGGAGAAGAGCGUGUCCGGUGAACUGGUCUUCCAGACGGGUAUGGUUGGCUAUCCCGAGUCAAUCACUGACCCCUCAUACCGGGGUCAGAUUCUGGUGAUCACCUUCCCCCUGGUGGGUAACUAUGGUGUGCCCUCGCGGGAGCAGAUCGACGAGCUGCUGCAACUGCCCACCUAUUUUGAGUCGAGUGAGAUCCACGUUGCUGCGUUGGUUGUUGCAACGUACGCCGGUGAGGACUUCUCUCACUUCCUGGCCGAGUCCUCGCUUGGCCAGUGGCUCAAGGAGCAGGGUGUGCCUGCCAUGCAUGGUGUGGACACUCGUGCUUUGACUAAGCGCAUCCGUCAAAAGGGUAGCAUGCUUGGCCGUAUGCUACUGCAGAAGGCUAGUGAGGCCAAUGGCGUCGCUGAGGGUGUCAUGGGUGAAGAUUGGAAGUCACACUUUGAGCAGAUCGAGUGGGUCGAUCCCAACAAGAAGAACCUCGUGGCUGAGGUUUCUAUCCGUGAGCCGAAGCUCUGGAGCCCUCCCGCCAGUGUUGCUCUCAAGCAUCCCUCGGGCCGACCCGUCCGCGUGCUGUGCUUGGACGUUGGUAUGAAAUAUAACCAGCUGCGCUGCCUGCUUAACCGAGGCGUCGAGGUCAUGGUGGUGCCUUGGGACUACGAUUUCCCUACAUUGGCUGGCAAGGACUACGACGGUCUCUUUGUCUCCAACGGCCCUGGUGAUCCCGCAACCCUCAACACAACCAUCAACAACUUGGCCAGGACAUUGAAGGAUGCGCGCACUCCCGUCUUCGGUAUCUGUCUGGGUCACCAGUUGAUCGCUCGCUCCGUCGGUGCUACCACAUUGAAGAUGAAGUUUGGUAACCGCGGUCACAAUAUCCCUUGCACCAGCAUGAUCUCUGGCAAGUGUCACAUUACUUCUCAAAACCAUGGUUAUGCUGUGGAUGCCUCUAGUCUUCCAGAGGGCUGGGAGGAGUUGUUCGUCAAUGCGAACGAUGCCAGUAACGAGGGUAUUCGCCACACUUCACGCCCCUUCUUCAGUGUUCAGUUCCACCCCGAGAGCACCCCCGGUCCUCGUGACACUGAAUACCUCUUCGACGUCUUUAUCAAGACCAUCAUGAAGACCAUUGACUCCCCCGAUGCUUUGUCGAAGCCGGUGGAGUUCCCUGGUGGUCUGAAGGCAGACAACAUCAAGGCUGCUCCUCGUGUCCACGUGAAGAAGGUCCUUGUGCUCGGCAGUGGUGGUCUCAGCAUUGGUCAAGCCGGAGAGUUCGACUACUCUGGCAGUCAGGCUAUCAAAGCCUUGAAGGAAGAAGGCAUCUACACAAUUCUCAUCAACCCUAACAUUGCCACCAUCCAGACCUCCAAGGGUCUUGCUGACAAGGUCUACUUCCUUCCUGUCAAUGCCGACUUCGUUCGCAAAGUCAUUAAGCACGAGCGUCCGGAUGCAAUCUAUGUUACCUUCGGUGGACAGACUGCCCUCCAGGUCGGUAUCCAGCUCAAGGAUGAGUUCGAGGGUCUUGGUGUCAAGGUGCUCGGUACCCCCAUUGACACCAUCAUUACCACUGAGGACCGUGAGCUCUUCGCUCGCAGUAUGGACUCGAUCAACGAAAAGUGUGCCAAGUCGGCCUCUGCUUCCACUCUGGAAGAGUCGCUUCGAGUCGUUGGCGACAUUGGCUUCCCCGUCAUUGUCCGUGCUGCCUACGCCCUCGGUGGUCUUGGCAGUGGUUUCGCCGAGAACAUGGAUGAAUUGAAGGAGCUUUGCACCAAGGCGCUUGCCGUUAGCCCCCAGGUCCUGAUUGAGCGGAGUAUGAAGGGAUGGAAGGAAAUUGAGUACGAAGUUGUGCGCGAUGCUCAGGACAACUGCAUCACAGUCUGCAACAUGGAGAACUUCGACCCCCUCGGUAUCCACACUGGUGACUCGAUUGUCGUCGCUCCUUCCCAAACCUUGUCCGAUGAGGACUACAACAUGCUGCGCACAACCGCUGUCAAUGUCAUUCGACACCUUGGUGUUGUCGGUGAGUGCAAUAUCCAGUAUGCCCUGAAUCCCUUCUCGAAGGAGUACUGCAUUAUCGAGGUCAAUGCCCGUCUGUCACGUUCCUCCGCCUUGGCCUCCAAGGCUACCGGUUACCCUCUCGCUUUCAUUGCGGCCAAGCUUGGUUUGGGUAUUCCUCUGAACGAGAUUAAGAAUUCCGUUACCAAGUCCACUUGCGCUUGCUUCGAACCUUCUCUCGAUUACUGCGUGGUCAAGAUUCCCCGAUGGGAUCUGAAGAAGUUCACUCGUGUCUCUACUCAGCUUGGUUCAUCGAUGAAGUCUGUCGGAGAGGUCAUGAGCAUUGGUCGAACAUUCGAAGAAGCUAUUCAAAAGGCUAUCCGGUCGGUCGAUUACAAUAACCUUGGCUUUAACGAGACGAAUGCUCUUAUGUCCCUCGAGGCCGAACUCCAGACCCCCUCUGACCAGCGCUUGUUCGCUAUCGCCAACGCUAUGGCUGCUGGCUACAGUGUUGACGAUAUCUGGAAGUUGACUAAGAUCGACAAGUGGUUCCUCACUCGUCUCAAGGGUCUGAGCAACUUCGGCAAGUCGAUGUCUACCUUCAACGCCUCAACUGUGCCCAUCGCUAUGAUCCGUCAAGCUAAGCAGCUCGGUUUCUCCGACCGACAGCUCGCGAAGUUCCUGAGCUCCAAUGAGCUUGCUGUUCGACGCAAGCGUGUCGAGGCUGGAAUUACGCCUAUCGUCAAGCAGAUAGAUACAGUUGCCGCCGAGUUCCCGGCCGUGACAAAUUACCUGUACCUCACCUACAACGCUUCUGAGCAUGACUUGACUUUCGAUGACCAUGGAAUCAUGGUCUUGGGCUCAGGUGUCUACCGCAUCGGUUCCUCUGUUGAGUUUGACUGGUGUUCCGUGCGGACCAUCCGCACACUUCGUCAGCAGGGUCACAAGACUAUCAUGGUCAACUACAAUCCGGAAACUGUCAGUACCGAUUACGAUGAAGCGGAUCGCCUUUACUUCGAAAACAUCAACCUGGAGACUGUCCUCGACAUCUAUCAGCUUGAGACGUCGAGCGGCGUGGUCAUCUCCAUGGGUGGUCAAACCCCUAACAACAUCGCACUUCCCCUGCACCGCUUGAAUGUCAAUAUCCUGGGUACUUCCCCUGAGAUGAUUGACAGCGCUGAGAACCGUUACAAGUUCUCCCGCAUGCUGGACCGCAUCGGUGUUGACCAGCCUGCUUGGAAGGAGUUGACCAGCAUUGAGGAGGCGCGUGCCUUCUGUGACAAGGUCGGCUACCCUGUGCUUGUCCGGCCCUCAUACGUGCUCUCCGGCGCGGCCAUGAACACUGUCUAUUCGGAGCAUGACCUGGCCAAUUACUUGAACCAGGCGGCAGAUGUCUCCCGCGAACAUCCAGUUGUCAUCACCAAGUACAUUGAGAAUGCCAAGGAGAUCGAAAUGGAUGCUGUUGCCCGCAACGGUGUCAUGGUGGGUCAUUUCAUCUCGGAACACGUCGAGAACGCUGGUGUUCACUCGGGUGACGCUACUUUGAUUCUGCCUCCCCAGGACUUGAGCCCUGAGACUGUCCGUCGUAUCGAGGAGGCGACUCGCAAGAUCGGCAAUGCCCUCAACGUGACCGGUCCUUACAACAUUCAAUUCAUUGCCAAGGAUAACGAUAUCAAGGUCAUUGAGUGUAAUGUCCGCGCCUCGCGAUCGUUCCCCUUCGUCUCCAAGGUCAUGGGUGUCGACUUGAUUGAGAUGGCUACCAAGGCCAUGAUCAAUAUUCCUUUCCAGGAAUAUCCUCCCAUCAAUGUUCCGAAGGACUACGUUGGUGUCAAGGUCCCACAGUUCUCAUUUUCUCGCCUGUCCGGUGCGGAUCCAGUCCUCGGUGUCGAGAUGGCUUCCACUGGUGAAGUUGCUUCUUUUGGUCGCGACAAGUACGAAGCCUACCUCAAGGCGCUCCUGUCUACUGGCUUCAAAUUGCCCAAGCGCAACAUCCUUUUCUCUAUUGGUGGAUACAAGGAGAAGUUGGAAAUGUUGCCUUCCAUCCAGAAGUUGCACCAGCUUGACUACAACUUGUUCGCCACUGCCGGUACGGCUGACUUCUUGAAGGAGCACGGAGUCCCUGUGAAGUACCUCGAGAUCUUGCCGGGCGAGGAGGACGACAUCAAGUCUGAAUACUCCUUGACUCAGCAUUUGUCCAACAACCUGAUCGAUCUGUACAUCAACUUGCCUUCCAGCAACCGAUUCCGCCGCCCAGCAAACUACAUGUCCAAGGGUUACCGUACUCGUCGUAUGGCAGUGGAUUACCAGACACCCUUGGUGACCAACGUCAAGAAUGCCAAGAUUCUGAUUGAGGCUAUCGCUCGCCACUACCCGCUGAACAUUCAGACCAGUGACUUCCAGACAAGCCACCGCACUGUUGUUCUGCCCGGUCUGAUCAACAUUGCUGCCUUUGUGCCUGAUCUCACCACUCUUGGCUCCAAGGACUUUGAAAAGGUCACCAAGGCCUCUGUCGCCGCUGGUUUCAGCAUGGUUCGGGUGAUGCCCGUUGGUGUUGAUGCCUCAAUCACCGAGGCCAGCGACUUGAAGAUUGUGCAACAGAACGCUCAGGAUCACUCAUACUGUGAUUUCAACCUGUCCGUGGCUGCUACUGCCGAUAACUCCGACCAGAUUAUCCAGGUGACCGGGGAGGUGGGCUCCCUGUUCAUCCCCUUCAACCACCUGUCUGGCAAUAUCAACAAGGUUGCCACCGUGACCAAGCAUUUCGGUGUCUGGCCCUCGAGCAAGCCCCUGAUCACCGACGCAAAGGGUACUGAUUUGGCGUCGAUCCUUCUGUUGGCUAGCCUUCACAGCCGCAAUAUUCACGUCAUGAGUGUCACGUCCAAGGAGGAUAUCAACCUGAUCGCCCUCAGCAAGGAGAAGGGCCUUAUGGUGACUUGCGAUGUCUCCAUCUUCUCUCUCUUCCUGUCUCAAGACGAUUUCCCUGCUUGCAACGCUCUGCCAUCCGCCGAGGACCAGAAGGCCUUGUGGAGUCACUUGAGCACGAUUGAUGUCUUCUCCAUCGGCAGUAUCCCCUACCAGCUUGCCGACAAGGAGGCUUCGCCUGAAGUUGGCAUCGCUGAGUCGCUUCCCCUCCUCUUCAGCGCCGUUGCUGACGGCCGUUUGACGGUUGAGGAUGUCACUGCUCGUCUUCACGACAACCCCAAGAAGAUCUUUGAGCUUCAUGAUCAGGCGGACUCUUCUCUUGAGAUUGAGAUUGAUCGUCCUUACGUCUUCCAGAGUCCUAACGGCACCUGGUCUCCCUUCAACGGCAAAAUGAUGCGUGGCUCUGUUCAGCGUGUUGUUUUCCAGGGCAAGACCUCGUGCCUCGACGGUACUCUCACCAAGGACGCGGUCAAGGGUGCCGACAUGUCUACCCACCGCAUUAUUCCCUCCUCGCCUGUGCACAAGCCCACCACUCCUAUGGUGCGUCCGGAGAGUGGCUUAGAUCGCCAUACUACCCCCAACCGCCACGCUCGUGCGCGCGCCUUGGAUGCGGCCGUUCCUGCAGUCGGCGAGCUCGGACCGCCUCUCUACGCUGCACCCUCGCAGGUGUCUUCCGCGCUGUCGGAGAUGCUCGCGCGGUCUCAGUUCCGCGGUAAGCACGUCUUGUCUGUGAACCAGUUCACUCGCUCCGACCUGCAUCUGCUGUUCACCGUUGCCCAAGAGAUGCGCUUGGGAGUGCAGCGCCAUGGCGUUCUUGACAUCCUCAGGGGUCGUGUUCUCGCCACUCUCUUCUACGAGCCCUCCACUCGCACUUCUGCGUCCUUUGAUGCCGCUAUGCAGCGUCUGGGUGGUCGAACCAUCCCAAUUGCGACUGAGCAUUCAUCCACCCAGAAGGGUGAGACUCUUCAAGACACUCUCCGAACCCUUGGUUGCUACGCCGAUGCUGUUGUCCUCCGCCAUCCCGAGCCCACCAGCACCAACGUUGCAGCCAAGUUCUCUCAGGUGCCUGUCAUCAAUGGAGGUAACGGUUCUCUCGAACACCCUACCCAGGCUUUCUUGGAUCUGUUCACCAUUCGUGAAGAGCUUGGAACUGUUACUGGGUUGACCAUUACCUUCACUGGUGAUCUCAAGUACGGUCGUCCUGUGCACUCCUUGAUCAAGCUGCUCCAGUUCUACGAUGUUCGCAUUCAGCUUGUUUCACCCAAGGAGUUGGCGCUGCCUGAGGAGAUUCGCCAGCAGAUCGUGGCCUCUGGUCAGCUGGUUGGCGAAUUCGAGGAGUUGACUCCCGAGGUCGUCGCCCGCUCUGACGUCCUGUACUCUACUCGGGUGCAGAAAGAACGCUUCGCGGAUCUUGCGCAGUACGACCGCCUGAAGAACAGCUUCAUCAUUGACAAUGCUCUGCUGAAGCAUGCCAAGAGCCACAUGGUCGUCCUGCACCCCUUGCCUCGCAACGCCGAGAUUGCCGAGGAGGUUGAUUUCGAUCAGCGGGCCGCCUACUUCCGCCAGAUGCGUUAUGGCUUGUACUGCCGAAUGGCGCUGCUCGCCCUGGUCCUGGCUCAGUAA
Messenger RNA from Penicillium oxalicum, 6753 nucleotides. Its product is annotated as bifunctional carbamoylphosphate synthetase/aspartate transcarbamylase. Lineage: Eukaryota; Fungi; Ascomycota; Eurotiomycetes; Eurotiales; Aspergillaceae. The transcript is spliced from 3 exons. Gene Ontology annotation, biological process: L-citrulline biosynthetic process; UTP biosynthetic process; L-glutamine metabolic process. Gene Ontology annotation, cellular component: cytoplasm; cytosol. The record is from RefSeq and is a predicted model, not a curated record. The coding region runs from base 1 to 6753 and encodes 2250 amino acids. Gene Ontology annotation, molecular function: carbamoyl-phosphate synthase (glutamine-hydrolyzing) activity; dihydroorotase activity; aspartate carbamoyltransferase activity.